AUGGAAUAUCCAAAGCGAUUACAAAGUAGCUAUGUUAAUGAUUGUAAUGACAGUAAAAGAAAACGAUUAAACAUGACAACAACCAAUUCAAACAAUUCAUUGACGAAUUCUAUAAUUCAUUUUGAAAAUCUUUCAAAUGAUAUCAUCUAUGAAAUAUUUGGUUUUCUUGAUUUUCGACAUGCAUAUGAUGCAUUCUUUAAUCAUAAAGAGCGUUUUCAAAAUUUUCUAACAAAUUUAACUCUUUCUAUUCAUAUUGAUAUGUCAUUCAUGUCUAAAUUAGAUUUUCAAAAGUAUUACAAACAAAUUAUUAUACAUAAUACACAUAGAAUUAAAUCAUUCCAUCUAUUAAAUCCAUUUUCUAUUGAUAUAUUUCUCACACACAACUGCAUUAUAUCAAAAUUAAUUCGAGUUAAAACUCUUAUUUUAUAUGAUAUUUAA
Molecule: messenger RNA, 438 nt
Organism: Rotaria sp. Silwood2
Lineage: Eukaryota; Metazoa; Rotifera; Eurotatoria; Philodinida; Philodinidae
Source: the annotation of a GenBank genome assembly